AUGGCCUCGAGAAACCCGUCCACCUGGGACGAGUACGAACGGGGCGCCUCCCCCCAGCGCUCCGUGAGUAUCGACUCCAAUGCCGUCGCCGAGGACCAGUCGCUCCUGGGAGAGGACGACGAAGGUGGCUACGGCGGCAACUCCCAUGGGCUUCGCAGAAGGUCUUCAGUGACGCGACACCUCGCUGCCAUCACAGACAUUGGCGGCGUCAACAGCAUUCGCUCCUUCACUCGCAGUUGGGCGCGUGCAGCAGGCUUCGCCGAAGUCCCCAUUGCCUCGGGGUCGAAUGAGGCUCUCGACUACUCCCGAAGCCAUGUCGAGUCGGACUCGCACCCGAGAACCUCGCUUCUCAGACAGCACCUCGAGGCCACGCCCGAGACGGGACCGAGCACCUCACACCAGAAUGGCUCUUCCGGUUCGGUGGCGGACGACGGCCUGGUCCAGAACGACUUCCGCGACAGAGAGCGCAAGGCCGUCGAGGCAGAAAUGUCGGGCGCCGUGUACGGCUCGAGCUUCGGUAGCGGCCGCCGGCCGUCGCAGUCCAUCUUCGCAGUCCCGCCCCAUCUGGCGACGCCGCCGCUGGUUGGCAGCUACAGCUCGUACAGGACGUACGGCACAAUAGAGGAUGUCGACCCGCCAUCAAUGGCGCAGGCUGGCGAGCUGUGGCGCCAGCAGCAAGAGGCAGGGGGCAAUGUGCCAGACGGAGAGAGCAUGCCCAUUCUCGUGAAGGAGGUCGAGCAGGACGGAAAGAUCAUCUUGACUGUUGAGGGACAGUCCACGCUUCCUCAGACCAUCUUCAACUCGAUCAACGUUCUGAUCGGUGUCGGUCUCUUGAGUUUGCCCAUGGGUAUCAAGUAUGCCGGCUGGAUUUGCGGCAUGGUCAUUCUGGCCGGUUCCGCGGCCGUGACUGCGUACACGGCAAAGCUCCUGGCCAAGUGCAUGGAUCUCGACGCCAGCUUGAUCACCUUCUCUGACCUGGCCUACAUCUCGUACGGCCGCAACGCACGUAUUGCCACCAGUAUUCUCUUCACCCUCGAGCUGCUGGCUGCCUGCGUCGCUCUCAUUGUCCUCUUUGCCGACUCUCUGACCCUACUCUUCCCGGGUUUCAUGAGCGUCAACGCCUGGAAGCUGCUUUGCUCCGUGAUCAUGAUUCCCCUCAACUUCCUCCCCCUCCGGCUGUUGAGCUUUACCAGCGUCAUUGGCAUCGUGUCGUGUUUCAGCAUCGUGGCUAUUUUGGUGGUUGACGGGCUCAUCAAGCCGACGACACCUGGCUCCCUCAUUGAGCCGGCCACGACGUACUUGUUCCCGGCAAACUGGGGCACGUUGCCGUUGAGCUUCGGCCUGCUCAUGAGCCCCUGGGGUGGUCACAGUGUAUUCCCCAAUAUCUACAGGGACAUGCGCCACCCUCACAAGUACCCUCGGGCCGUCAAGACGGUCUUCACGUCCGUGUACCUCCUCGACGCCUUCACGGCCGUCGUAGGACUCCUCAUGUAUGGCGACAACGUCAUGGAUGAGAUCACGGCCAAUAUCCUCCAGACGAGCGGCUACCCGCGCGCGCUCAACUUCCUGUUGUGCGUCUUCAUCGCCAUCAUCCCUCUGACCAAGAUCCCGCUCAACGCCCGGCCGAUUGUCGCGACUCUGGAGGUGUUGACCGGCAUCCACCAGCAGGCCGUGGCCGACAGCUCGGUCAUGGUCGGCCGCUCUGCCACUUUCAGAGGCAUCAUGAAGGUCGCCAUCAGGGUAGUGACCGUCCUGGUCUUCCUCGUCAUCUCCAUCCUGUUCCCGGCGUUCGACAGCAUCAUGGCGUUUAUGGGUAGUGCGCUGUGCUUCACCAUUUGUGUGCUUUUGCCUCUGAUGUUUUACGUGAAGCUCUUCAGCAAGGAGAUCACGCCCCAGGAGAAGCUCCUGUGCUACGUCCUGAUGACCAUCUCGACGAUCCUGUCCGUGGUAGGCACGGUCUGGGCCUUCCUGCCCAAGAGCCUCAUUGGCGCAGAAUAA
This is a messenger RNA of Colletotrichum spaethianum, 1998 nucleotides long. RefSeq names its product vacuolar amino acid transporter 2. Gene Ontology annotation, cellular component: vacuolar membrane. Gene Ontology annotation, biological process: amino acid transmembrane transport. The coding region runs from base 1 to 1998 and encodes 665 amino acids. Lineage: Eukaryota; Fungi; Ascomycota; Sordariomycetes; Glomerellales; Glomerellaceae. Gene Ontology annotation, molecular function: amino acid transmembrane transporter activity. The transcript is spliced from 8 exons. The record is from RefSeq and is a predicted model, not a curated record.